CUAUGUUCUGGUGUGUUGAUUGUAGGGGAAAUGGCCGCUCUGAUGCUCGCAAAAGAAGCCUUGAAUCAGAAGUUCACAUCUUUGAGCAACAACUGCACCACCUCCACGCUUCACCUCCAAGGAGAGCUGAAGAAAACGCAAGAAGAGAGACUGCAGUACCGCUUGGAUGAGAUCAAAGCGAACAGAGAAAAAACCACCCUGGAAAACCACUUGCAAAACUACAGGACGGAAUGCAAGGAGCAGUUUGAGAAGUCGCUGCGGGGGAUCAACGAGGUCAUCGUCGAGUUCAACAGCAAGAUCAACAACAUGCGGCCCGAAGCCUUCGCCUUCUCGCUCACCUGCGAGAACCAGCGGCAGCAGCUGGAUCAGAUCCGGCAGAACUGCACCGGCCUGUCCAGCGACAUCCAGCGCAGCUUCCAGACCUACCUGAACACCUUCAGCAGCCGCUUCUCAGAGACUGUGCAGACAAUCAGCGGCUUGCAGGCAGACAACGCCAGGUGGAAGGAGGAGUUCGAGAACUGCAACAGGAACCGCUCCGACAUCGUGGAAGACUGCGAAGGCAAGAUCAAGAAGCUCAAGUCCAAAAACGACAACGAGGUGGAGGGUCUGAUGAAGGAUUUGAAGAAGACUAGAGAGGAGAAAAGUGCCCUGGAGAGCAAUGUUUCGGGGUACACUGCGCAGGUUUUGAAUCUGAAUAACCAGGUGCAGACUUUGAAUGCCUCACUGGCGACCUGCUGCCCAAAGCGGCCGCCGGUUUACAACCCGUUUCCAGUUAAGCAGAAUGAGCCGGCAACGUCAAACGUUUAUGGAGACGUCAAGUCAUAUCUGAAGGAGCUUCAGGAGUUUGCAGAUAAGAAGUCAGAUAUUUCCGGCUGAAGCGUCAAUCAGGACUGCAAGAAUAGUGACUUCACCUCACGAAAGCACCCAGCCUUCACCGCCUCCUUUCUGCAGAUAAUCUCCAGGACUUCAUAGAACAUGCUUCAAAACUAACAGCCUUGUCAGCAGUCUCACCCCGGAUAUGAUUUCUUCUGUGCUUGCCUUGCCUGUAAAGUGUGGAUCUUUGUGCACCGCUAGGCUAGAUACUGUUUGAGUGCUGCAUUGUGUAUUUCAAUUCACCAAUUCAAAUGCUCUGAAAACUUCAUGAAAUAAAUGAAGGGAAUGCAGAGCAAUGUGCAGCAUGUGCAGGGUAUUGACAUGAUGUUUCUGCAGGAAAACAUUUGGAGAACAAAAAAGAAAAUGUGCAUAAAAUCAGAAAUUAAUGUGCAAGAUGUUUAUUUCUAGACUUGUAAAUAUUUUUGUCCUGUGCUUUCAUUGCAACGAGCCCAACAGCUAACAAUAAACAGCAGCGUUAAUCAAAUCUGAAGUCCCUUUCACACUGGCAUUUCAAACAUAAGAGGGAGCAACAGGUAGAGAAUGCUGAUAUUUACCAAGGGCAUGUGUCGCAUUUUGAAAUAAGGACUUUGUCCUUCUAGAAAAAACUUUUUUUCUAAUUUUUGAGGCAGAAUCUUUCCAAGUAGUUUCUUCAGAAGCUAUUUUGCAUCUGAUGGGUUAUUCCUUUCCAGCUCUGUUUAGAUCGAUUGAAGACAGGAGCCCCAGGAGUGGAUGCAAUUAUAUGAACACCACUAGUUUCCUGCUCUGCAAAAAAAUUCAUAAUUCAUAAAAUAAAAUGUAUUUUAUUUAACAUCAUAUAAUCAAAGAAACUACUCAAGUCUAUCAGAAGCAAUUUUUCAAUUUUUUGUAAAGUAGAUGGAAAAUUACAAAGAGGAACGUAAUUCAAUACAUUAGAGUAACAUUAUUCAGCAGGUUUCAUUCGCCUAUAAAGCAAUGCGAGUUAAUUCUAGACGGGGAUGCAAUACUUCUGUCCAGAGCUGUAACAUCACCCUAGUGAUGCUGGAUGAAAGUAGAUGUACUGAGGAAAUUGAAGUAAAUGAAGCCACGAUAAAGGGAAACACUGCUUUUAUACUCUAAACAAUGUCGUUUUCAGCAUGAAGGCCAGGUAAGAUGCAUUGACAUGUUUACAACUCGGAAACUUAGAAGAACACAAUAUUUAUUCAAGGCAGCGAGCUUGUCAGGCAUCUGAGCCAGACGGAUGGGUGGGAGGUAUACAAACUGCACUGUUUAUAAGAGAAAACAAUACUUCCCUCACAUGCUAGCACACGGAAAUCCCAACACUCGAGUCACGGGCACAGCAUCUAUACAUUCAGGCAAGGAAGGAACCAUCAACAAUACGUGGGAGCCAGUGUAUAUUACACCACUCAAACACACCUGGCUUAAGAGUAAGUCUAUAGAACAGUGCUAUAAUAUUUCAUGCUGCAUUAAGGAGGCUGUGUGGUCCAGCAAUUAAAGAAACAGUUAUACCCGGGAGGUCUCGGGUUCAAAUCCCAGCUCGGUCACUGACUCACUGUAUGACCUAGCGCAAGGCACUUGUGCUCCGUCUUUCG
Messenger RNA from Polyodon spathula (Mississippi paddlefish), 2441 nucleotides. RefSeq lists its product as uncharacterized. Lineage: Eukaryota; Metazoa; Chordata; Actinopteri; Acipenseriformes; Polyodontidae. Gene Ontology annotation, cellular component: caveola. The coding region runs from base 31 to 876 and encodes 281 amino acids. Gene Ontology annotation, biological process: regulation of vascular permeability; positive regulation of cellular extravasation. The record is from RefSeq and is a predicted model, not a curated record. The transcript is spliced from 4 exons.